AUGCGGCCCUCUUUUGUCCUCCGUGCCUCUCUGAUGGGCCUCGCCUCGGCCGUCACAGAGAGCUACAAUGGCCAGUAUGUGGACGACUGUCCCCGUCUGUGUGCUGACGCCGGUCCCAGCCCGGCCAACUGGACUCACCUCCACCAUCUCCGCAACCUCGAGCGCUGUGAUCAAACGGUCCUCUUUGGUAUGAACGUCCAUAGCUCUGUCGCCGAUCCAAACACCAUCCUCACCAUCCGCGCCUGCGUGGCCAGCCAGGGCCAGACGUACGAGCCUGCCGCCCCCCCCGAUGUGCCUCAGCAGCAACGCCCACGCAACCUCGCUGUCGCUGAAAACUGCGGCGCCAAGGCAAUCCAGACAGCUUUCACUCCCCAUGUUGGCCCUUCGACGCUUCUCAAAGCGUCUGGCGCGGCUCCGCAGUCGGCUGAUGUGGCCGAGGCUGCUCGCCAACUUGCCUUGUUCGUGGGCCAGAGCGCCGAGUGCGGCGCCACCAUCUUGUUCGCCAAGCACAAGUCGGCCGUCGUGGGCUUGUAUUCUGGUGCCCAAAUCACCAAACAUGCCGCGCAAGGCGUUCUCGAUUCAUAUGCGGGAAAGCAGACUUCGGUCCUGCACAUCUGCCAGCCUGCAAGUGCAGCCCUGACUGUCGGAGUGGUUUCAACAGGGUUUGUUGAUCUGGCCGCGGCUCAAGAAGCCGUCAAAAGCUGGAGCAAUGGCCUCUGCCUUGACAGGACCACGCCCGCGACCGCCGUCAGCAUGGACGUGCUCGUGCCCACCAUGGAUACCGGGUUCAAUGCGACUCGCGCCGGCCACGGCAACCUCACUGCCAGCUCCCGCGCAGGCACCAUGCUAGACGUGCGCCCUCAGGCCCAGCCCGACGGCACCUGUAACACAUAUACCGUCAAGGAUGACGACGGGUGUUGGGCCCUGGCCCAGGCGUACCACCUGCAAGAGAAAGACAUUGAAGACUUCAACAAAAACACCUGGGGCUGGGCCGGCUGUGGGAACUUGCAGAGUGGCCAACUCAUCUGCCUCAGCAAGGGAAACCCCCCUAUGCCGGCGCCGAUCCCCGACGCCAUCUGCGGCCCACAGGUGCCGGGGACCCAGAGGCCUUCCAACGGCACCGCAUUGGCGGAUCUGAAUCCCUGUCCCCUGAACGCAUGCUGCGAUGUCUGGGGCUUUUGCGGCACGACGGCCGACUUCUGCACCGAGACGCCCGCGGACACUGGCGCCCCCGGGACCGCAAAGCCAGACACCAACGGCUGCAUCUCCAACUGCGGGAUGGAGAUUGUCAACAACGGCAAUGCCCCCGCCCAGGUCAAGACCAUCGGCUACUUCGAGGCGUUCGACCAGCUGAGGGCGUGUCUGCGCAUGAGCGUCGAUGAGAUCCCGGCCCAGAAGUACUCGCACGUCCACUUUGCCUUUGCCACGGUCACACCCGGUUUCGACGUGGACACCUCCAGCGUCGAGGACGAGUUCAGACGAUUCGUGAAGAGGACCGGCUUCAAGAAGAUCCUCUCCUUUGGCGGCUGGGCGUUUUCCACCGACCCGAGCACCUUCCAGCGCUUCAGAGAUGCCACCAAGCCGGAGCACCGCGACACCUUUGUCACGAACCUGGUGAGCUUCAUGAGCCGCCACAACCUGGAUGGCUUCGACUUUGACUGGGAGUACCCGGGUGCACCGGACAUUCCGGACAUCACGCCCGGAAGCCCGGACGAAGGCCAGAAUUACCUGGCUUUCCUGCAGCGGCUCCGAAGCAAGCUGCCGAGCGGGAAAUCCCUAUCCAUUGCGCUGCCGGCUUCUUACUGGUACCUGAAGCAGUAUCCUGUCAAGCAGAUGGCCAAAUAUGUGGAUUACUUUAUCUACAUGACGUAUGACUUGCACGGCCAAUGGGAUGUCGACAACCAAUGGGCCAUUCCCGGCUGCCCAGCCGGCAACUGUCUUCGAUCCCACGUCAACAAGACCGAGACGCACGAUGCCUUGGUCAUGAUCACCAAAGCCGGCGUGGAAGCCCGGCAGUUAGUCGUUGGCGUCACCAGUUACGGCCGAAGUUUCCGCAUGAACGAUGCGUCCUGCUCCGGCCCCUUUUGCACCUAUGCCGGAGAUCGGACUCACUCCAUGGCCUCUGCCGCCCCGUGUACGGCCACGGGGGGCUACAUUGCCAACGCCGAGAUCCACGACAUCCUCCAGAGCCACGGCAACUACUCCAUCGUCAAGGCGUACGUCGACAAGGAGUCGGACUCGAAUAUUCUCCUGUACGGGAACCCCGGAGCGGUGGAUUGGGUGGCCUACAUGGACGGCGCCGUCAAGGCCCGCCGCAUCGACUGGAUCAAGAGCCUCAACUUUGGGGGUUCGACCGACUGGGCCAUUGACCUCCAAGCGUACUCGGACAAUGAGAACGGCGACGACAGCGACGACGGCGACGGCGACGGCGCCGACGACGAAGCCGGCGACGACAUUCCCACCUGCCGCGCCGACCAGAACCCCGGCGCCCUGGACGGUCUCGCGGAUACGGCCGACUCUCUCGACCCCGGGUGUGUCAACCUCUUCGCGAUGGACAUUCUCUACGCGCAGCUCCUCGACAGCCUGUCGCUGUUUCAGACCAACUCGCAAGACUACGACGACAAGUUCGGCUGGUACGAGAAGUGGACCAAGGAGCAGAUCCAGCCGCGCAUCGACGACUUCAUGAAGCUGGGCGAGGGCGCCGGGCUCAAGUACUUUGACUGCUACUGGGCAUACACCGGCCGCGAUGAGACGAAAGAUUCCUGCCUCGGCAUGCCGCACAUCUGGGACACGUCCGCCGGGUGGACCAUCCGCUUCGACCUCGUCGACAACCAGGGCUUCUUUGACGCGCUCGCCGCCGAGACGGGCAUCGACGCGUCGUGGGUGACGUUUGGCGACGAAACGUCCGACUACGUCUGCGCGGAUCCGGGCGACGUACGACCGGGCCUCGGCCAUGUGCCCUGCCGGAAACUCUACUGCCAGAAGCUGAACUACCCGCAGAAGGCCUCCGAUGAUGCGAUCCACGUCGGCAACCCGAAGAAGCUCAUCGAGGCGUCCCUGGGCAACGUCACCGCUCUGCGCACGUCGCUCCUCUCGUCCUACCUCAGCGUGGGGCUGUCCUUCUACGACGACGGGCCCAACGAUGGCGCGGCCUCCGACGCGGUCGUCGCCUACUCCAUGCCCGUCCUGCAACUCGCCGAGGCCGUCAGCAGCAUGAAGGACAUUAAAGACAUCGGCGAAAAGGCCAAGGAGGAAGCAAAGAAGCAACUCAUCUUCAAGAUCCUCAGCAUCGUCUUCAUGGUCCUCCCCUUUGUCGGGGAGGCCCUCGGCCCCCUGAUCGGCAGCGCCGCGUCCAUCGCUCGCAUUGCGCUCCUCAUCGGCGAAGCGGGCAACGGGGCGCUGACGGUGGCCGACAUCAUCGAGAGGACCCGUCGUCCGCGCCGUUUGCGAUCCUGGGGCUGA
This is a messenger RNA of Aspergillus fumigatus Af293, 3462 nucleotides long. Its product is annotated as putative class V chitinase. The record is from RefSeq and is a predicted model, not a curated record. Lineage: Eukaryota; Fungi; Ascomycota; Eurotiomycetes; Eurotiales; Aspergillaceae. Gene Ontology annotation, molecular function: hydrolase activity, hydrolyzing O-glycosyl compounds; chitin binding. Gene Ontology annotation, biological process: carbohydrate metabolic process.